GACCGUGGCAGGCUAGAUCGACUUUACCCUACUCCUCUUCCCCUCCUCCGGGCAGCCGAGAGCUGGGGGCCUCCAAGGUUAAAAGAUCAAGAAACUUAGGUCACAUGGAGUCACGUCUUGAAGUAGAGAACCCAGACCAGAAUGUAAUGGGAUCUUCCACAUGUGAGGCUGAGCUUCAGGAAUUAAUGGAACAAAUUGACAUCAUGGUAAGCAACAAAAAAAUGGAUUGGGAAAGAAAGAUGCGGGCUUUGGAGACAAGGCUGGAUCUUCGAGAUCAAGAGUUGGCAAAUGCACAAAACUGUUUGGACCAAAAAGGUCAAGAGGUGGGGUUACUUCGACAGAAAUUGGACAGUCUGGAAAAAUGUAACUAUGUAAUGACUCAGAACUAUGAAGGACAACUUCAAAACCUUAAAUCUCAAUUUUCUAAACUGACAAAUAGCUUUGAAAAGCUGAGAUUGCACCAAAUGAAACAAUGUGGGACUCUUAACAAAGAUGAAAUUCCAUUUGAAUUGAGCAACAUAAACCAAAAAUUAGAGGAAUUUAGAGCAAAAUCAAGAGAAUGGGACAAGCAAGAAAUACUAUAUCAGAACCAUCUGGUUUCUUUAGAUGCCCAACAAAAAUUGUUAUCUGAGAAGUGUAAUCAAUUUCAGAAACAGGCCCAAAGUUACCAAUCUCAACUAAAUGGGAAAAAGCAGUGUCUAGAAGAUGCCAGUCUUAACAACCCUGAACUUGCUCUGUUGACCUGUGAACCAGAUAUUAGUAGUGAUACUGUUGAAAGAGAUGAAUUCAUUAUUGAAAAACUGAAGUCAGCUGUGAGUGAAAUAGCAAUAAGUAGGAAUAAAUUACAAGAUGAAAAUCAGAAGCUUCUACAAGAACUGAAAAUGUACCAAAGACAGUGCCAGACCAUGGAAGCAGGACUUUCAGAGGUGAAAAAUGAAUUACAGUCACGUGAUGAUCUCUUGAGAGUUAUAGAAAUGGAACGACUGCAGUUACAUAGAGAAUUAUUGAAAAUAGGAGAGUACCAAAAUUUUCAAGAUAAUCAAAAAAGGCUUGAGCCGUCCUAUUCACAUAUCCUCAAAGAACCAGAAAGAAAAGAGAAAGAGCUAUUCUCCUUGACACCUGACCAGGCAAAUCAGGAAAAGGAACUGAACAAGAUAAGAGCCAAUCUUUAUCAAGAAGAACAGUCGCACAGCUCUGAACAGGAAAGAAUGAGGAGUGAAAUCUCUGACCUGACAGAAGAGCUUCAUCAGAAGGAGAUCACUAUAGCAACUGUUAUGAAGAAAGCUGCUCUUCUGGAAAGACAGUUAAAAAUGGAGUUAGAGAUAAAAGAGAAAAUGUUAGCAAAACAACAGUUGUCAGAUAUGAGAUAUAAAGCUGUCAGAUCUGAAAAUACACAUCUGAAAGGAAUGAUGGGAGAUUUGGAGACUGGAAGAUACCUGACAAGUGAAGUUACUGAUACUAAGAAUGUAGAUUAUUGUAACAAGGAACAUGCAAGGUACACAGCUUCUAUCAACAAACUGGAGUGUGAGAAUGAAAGGCUCCGAAGUGAUCUUGCCAAACUUCAGGCUAACGGAAAAUCAGCGUGGACCAAUCCAAAUGUAUAUGAUGAAACAGUAAGACAAGCCUAUCACGCCCAAAUAAAGAUGAAAGAACAUGAAGAUAGACUUAUCCAAGAUUGUGAACCAAACUUAGGUGUGAUAACUACAUCAUCACCUGUGGCAUUUCAGCCCCAGUGUAACAUGUUUCCUGUCAAAGAUAUUGCAAGCCCUUUGGGGAGUGAAGACGGAGUUUAUCCAUUGUCUCCCCCAGAGAUGUCAUUCCCUGCUUCUUUGACAGCACAGAAUUUCCUUAUGGAAGAAGAGAAACGAGCGAAAGACCUGGAAAAGCUUUUAAAUACACAUAUAGAUGAACUGCAAAGACAUACAGAAUAUACUCUCAAUAAAUACACCAGGGUAAAACAAAAGAGACAUAUAUGAGCCUUUAAACUUUUUUAUUUGCUUUCCCCUCCACCCCCAAGGCAAAAAGCCCUGGCAAAACAUUUGCAAAGCUGAUGAAUGAAAAUGAAAACUCUUGUUCUGUUUUCUUGAGUAAAUAAUUGCUAUAAGGCAACUAGAAAAUAGUAAGUAUUUUGUUCUAUAAAGCUGUUUGCUUUAUUGCAUUAACAUCCUAAAGUGUUCUGCUGUAGAGUUGCCAUAAAAUAAACAUGACUGCUAUCACAGAGAUUUUUCCAGUCUAAGGAGUAUCUUGGAAUUAACUAUGCAGCUCUUUUCCCACUUGAAUCAUGUACACUAAAAAUCCAUUUCCUCUGUAACGACAGAAGCGAACUUAAAGACGGAAGAGCAUUUUGAAUAAAACAAUCUAGUACAGCUCAGUUGAACUAAAAUUGAAAAUGUGAGAUUUUUUUCAUGCAAAAAAUAUUUUUGUGUUUGUGUUACUUUAAAAUAUGAACAUUUAUUUUCAUAGAAAAUACUGACAUGUUCGUGUUUCUGCAUUUCCUUUUCUAAUGAUCCUAUGACAUUAACAUUGUGAAGGUCAUCUAAGGUGCUCUGGGCCCAUUUCAGAUGUGCCAUGUUAAGGCUUCCCAAAUGAAAUACGUCCUGACUUCAUCGUCCAUGUGAACAUGAACAGUAAAGUUAACACUACAAACAAAUAUCCAUCCCAAUUCUAUUUCAUUUUCCAAAAAUAUCCUUUGGACGGGAGUUUGACUUUCUUGACUAAGUACCAAAAUGAAUUUUCCUGCAAAGGUUAUGAAAAAUGCCGGGUGGUUACCGUAUCUCCUGGGGGGUCUUAAGUUUUUCAUUUUAUGUUUAAAAAGACUAAACAUCAAGACGGAAAAUUGAAGGGGAGAAAGCACAAUUAUUUUAAUGGUGGAAGGCUUCACUUUGUUCUGCAUAGUAAUGAAGUGCAGAUGUACACAGACAGAUGGUUAACACCACAAUAUUAUC
Messenger RNA from Vombatus ursinus (common wombat), 2945 nucleotides. RefSeq names its product deuterosome assembly protein 1 (gene DEUP1). The record is from RefSeq and is a predicted model, not a curated record. Lineage: Eukaryota; Metazoa; Chordata; Mammalia; Diprotodontia; Vombatidae. The coding region runs from base 105 to 1976 and encodes 623 amino acids. Gene Ontology annotation, cellular component: centriole; deuterosome. The transcript is spliced from 15 exons. Gene Ontology annotation, biological process: de novo centriole assembly involved in multi-ciliated epithelial cell differentiation; centriole replication.